Molecule: messenger RNA, 818 nt
Organism: Cyprinodon tularosa
Lineage: Eukaryota; Metazoa; Chordata; Actinopteri; Cyprinodontiformes; Cyprinodontidae
Gene: krtcap2
Product: keratinocyte associated protein 2
Exons: 5
Coding region: 142-552 (136 amino acids)
Source: RefSeq, a predicted model, not a curated record
GUUAUGGUUUGGCUCCGCCCAUCGGUCCCUCAGAUUUUUUCAUUCCGGGUCAUUUUUGGUUCCGGCUAAAUUAUCUGGCUUUGCGAGGGCACUUCAAAUUACUCCUCUUUCAGCAUAAAAGUUUAUAAUAAGCUUCAAAUCAUGGCGGUGAACACAGGCACUUCUCUGGUGCUUUCCAGUCUGCUUUCAUUGCUGGUUUUUGCGGGGAUGCAGAUGUUCAGCAAACAGCUGGGAUCCACAGAGUGGCUCACCAUCCUCGGAGGGUUCCUGGGCUCGGUUCUUUUUAUCUGCUCCCUCACUGCAUUCAACAAUCUAGAAAACCUGAUGUUUGGAAAAGGAUUUCAGGCCAAGAUCUUUCCUGAGAUCCUGCUGUGCCUGUUUCUCUCCCUGUUUGCCUCUGGUCUGGUGCAUCGUGUCUGUGUCACCACCUGCCUGAUCUUCUCCCUGUUUGCCUUGUAUUACAUCAACAAGAUAUCUGCCGCCCUCUACCAAGCAGCUGUUCCGGUUGUAACACCUGCCAAGGCUACCAGCAAAGGCAAAAGAAAGAACUGAUCAACCUAAAGAAAGUUCCCAGUAAAACAGUCAAAACUCCAUUGGUGCAAGUUUUCAAACAAAAUGAAUAAAUACUAAAGGUCAAAGGAAAGGCCUUAUAAUAAAUCUUCAAACAGAUCCCUACAUUCCAUUCAUCUCGGUUUUCCAAGCACUGGUGGCUGAAAAGAGAUUCUUACAUCCUGUCACAUUUUCUCUUCAUUUAGCAGCACAUAAAGCUGCUUUUUUCUCUCAUAUUUUGUAAUUAAACAUUGUGAAAAACUUCCAAA